Molecule: messenger RNA, 768 nt
Organism: Terrapene triunguis (Three-toed box turtle)
Lineage: Eukaryota; Metazoa; Chordata; Testudines; Emydidae
Gene: FAM241B
Product: family with sequence similarity 241 member B
Exons: 4
Coding region: 299-646 (115 amino acids)
Cellular component (GO): intracellular membrane-bounded organelle
Source: RefSeq, a predicted model, not a curated record
CCUGUCUGCGCCUCCCACCCCAGCUGGGGCUGGGAGCAGUGUCGUGUCUCGGGGAGGUCGGACAGAGCCAGUUCAGAGAACUGCAGUUUACUGUGGAGCCUGAAGAGGGGUUUGCUCAGCUCUGGAGAGCCUUGGCUAGAAGAGAAACUGCCUGCUCACUCACCUCGCUCAACUAACUUCCUGUGAUGUCAGCCUGGAGGAAGUAGCAGUUUGGGUACAAGUCAGUCAGACUGUAUGGAGUAAACAGAGAGAGAAUCAACGAGGUGUGACAGGGUGGGUAUAUUGCGUGACCCCGAGGAUGGUCCGGAUUUUGGCCAACGGAGAUAUUGUACAGGAUGAUGACCCCCGGGUGAGAGCAAAUGCUCAGCACAGGGAGAACACCUCCCGGCAGGAGUUUUUCAAUGAGGUGCCUAAUGCAGGCCGUGCUCCACUGCAGCAGCAGGCUGCCAGGCCGGGGGGGCGCUCUCCGUUUUCGGAACUGAACCAGCAGCUAGUGAACAUGGGAUUCCCCCUCUGGAGCCUCGGUAACCAGGUGGUGGAGCCGGUGAUGUCCAUCCUGCUGCUUUUCCUCCUCAUGAUGGUGGGCGUGCGUGGCCUUCUGUUGGUGGGCCUUAUCUACGUGGUCUCACACCUGAGCCAGCGGUGACCGUGCCCUCACAGUGGCCACCACUGCUUCCUGCUUUGUGAAAGAAAGACCAGGUUUCCUUGUCAGGCAUGGGUAUGUUUGUGAGUGUGCCUCCCACUGAGACUCUGUGUGUGUGUGUGCGC